AUGAAGUUUCUUUGUUUACCAGGAGGUUACUCCAACUCCAAGGCACUACAAACACAGCUGGGUCCAUUCUGCGAUGCCCUCAGAUCAAAUGGAGAAGCCAACUUCUUCUUCACUCAGGGGACAUCCCCAGUCUACCCUCCUCCUGAAUUUCAAGGGUUUUUUGGACCACCACCCAAUUUUACUUUUACCACCGUCGACUUUCCGGAGUUGGUGAAGUUCAAUAUGCGCGAUUUCCCAAGGCGCGAAUCGCCAGAAGCUACUAUGAAAUACGCGGUUGAAAAAGCGGGAAACCCGAGUUUCUCGAUGAUCAAGGAAGCUAUGAGCCGUUUAAUUGAAAUGAUCGACUGCGAUGAGGAGAUUGGAGGCGUCAUCGGCUACUCUGAAGGUGCUGAAAUCGCGGCAUCCCUCAUUCUAGAGGAGGAACGCUUGAGCAAAGAAUCUGGGCGCAUUCCUCGGAUUAAAUGCGCGAUUUUCAUGUGCGGUUGGCCUCCCAAGGACCCUGUCACUGGAAAUAUUGUUCUGGCGGAUGACUACGAUAGGGAGGUGAUUAAGAUUCCUACUUGUCAUGUUGUGGGUGCUAUGGAUCCGUUCCUUGACGGGUCAAUGGCGCUGUAUAACCUUUGUGACCCUGAUACCGCUGAUCUAUUUGACCAUGGAGGUGGCCAUGUUAUUCCUCGGAGCAAGGAGACUCUAACCGAUCUCACUGAAGUCAUCCGGGACAUGAUCCGCUCCGUGGCAUAG
Messenger RNA from Penicillium odoratum, 741 nucleotides. RefSeq lists its product as uncharacterized. The coding region runs from base 1 to 741 and encodes 246 amino acids. The record is from RefSeq and is a predicted model, not a curated record. The transcript is spliced from 3 exons. NCBI's taxonomy places the organism in Eukaryota, Fungi, Ascomycota, Eurotiomycetes, Eurotiales, Aspergillaceae. Gene Ontology annotation, cellular component: nucleus; cytoplasm.